AGUCACACACACAAACAACGGGUCGAGUCUGCGCGACUCCUUCGCUACUAUAUUCCGAGUGGGGAUCCUGAAAACGUGCUCGACUCACGCUCUUUCGAAACUUAGUGCGCGCCACAAGCUCGCCGGAUUCGAACGCAACUUAAUUUUGAGCUUGAUUCGCCGGAACCUCGUGUUCGGAAAAACACUUUUUCCAAAACAAAAAUUAAUUGUCCACCAAAAAAAAGGGUAUUUUGGGAAAAGAAAAAAAGUGUGUUCAGCGAAGUCCAAGUGGAGAAGAAAGUCGACUUGGACUUUUUUUGGGGGGCUGGGGAAAAAAGUUUUCACAUUCCAAAUGAAGGAAAAGUUAACGAUUCUCCAGUGAAUGAUAAAUACAUGAAGUACCCCGCGGGGAGAUUGAUCUCUUCCGCCUGGGAAACCGAUAAUCACCUCAUUGAGUUAUCUGAUGGGAGUUGAAUCUGGCUUUCGAAUCUGAGAAACAAAACGAUAUCGAUGGUUCGAAAAGAGACUAGACACCCACCUAAUAAUCCCUUAUUCUCAAAUUUUGCAAUUAGGAUUAGAUAAUUAAAAUUUGCAGAAGAAAUAGAAGUAAUUCCGUUUCCCUUUAUUGAGUGAUUAAAAAAAACUCAAGAAUGAAUAGUUCCUAGAAGUUUCGAACAAGAAGAGGAGUGAAGGACUUUGAAAAUGAGCGGGAGUUCAGUGCUACUGUGCAUGUUUGCACUUCUUGUGAUGAUACAAGUUUCAAAAGCGAGUUGGGAAGAAUGGUGGACGUAUGAUGGAAUUUCAGGACCUUCCUUCUGGGGCCUCAUAAAUCCUCAAUGGUCAUUGUGCAGUAAAGGAAGACGGCAAAGUCCCAUCAACAUCGAGCCGGACAAGUUGCUCUUCGACCCACACCUGAGACCAGUGCAUGUGGACAAACACAGGAUAUCGGGGCACUUGCACAAUACGGGUCAAUUCCUUGUGUUCAGGGCGGAUAGAGACGUCAAGAUUCGAGUAAAUAUAACGGGAGGUCCACUCGCCUAUCAUUAUCAAUUCGAGGAAAUCUAUAUUCAUUAUGGGUUAGACAAUUCACAUGGUUCUGAACAUCGGGUCAACAAUUAUGCUUUUCCUGCUGAGAUUCAAGUCUAUGGAUUUAACGCUGAAUUGUAUCACAACAUGAGUGAAGCACAACACAAAAGUCAAGGUUUAGUGGCUAUUUCCCUAAUGGUGCAGCUUGGCGACACGCCGAACCCGGAACUACGGAUAAUAACCAGUGUGUUCAACAAGGUGCUUUACCGAGGUGACAAGGCUCAAGUUCGUCACUUGUCGUUGCGAUCCUUACUUCCCGAUACCAAUGGCUACAUGACCUAUGAGGGAAGUACAACACAUCCAGGUUGUUGGGAGACUGCAGUCUGGCUGGUGCUGAACAAACCUAUCUACAUCACUGCUCAAGAGUUGUACGCUUUGAGAAAACUGAUGCAAGGACCAGACAACUCCCCAAAGGCACCUCUCGGGAACAACUCGAGACCACUGCAAGGACUACACCACAGAACUAUCAGAACAAAUAUUGAUUUUCACAAGCGUCCAGAAGCUAAAUGUCCAACAAUGGCCAAGGACAUGAAAUACAAAGCAAAUACAUGGCGAGACGUUGGGGAGUCAUAUUCACGAAAUAUUUACUGAGAUUGGCUGAAGGAUGACGCUUGGCUUUUUCGUCCAGUCGAAGAUGUCCAUGUGUCCAAUUGCCAAGAUACAUCAGAUAAUUUAUUUUUCUACGGAGAUUUCGAGUUCGAUUGAGUGUCACUGAUGACAUUCGCAAACAUUAUACUAAUAAACAUCUCAUUAUUGUGAAAUAAUGGUGUAAAAUAUUAAAAUGAAAAAAGAAAAAAAAACAGUUCGGUUGUGCGUGUAUGAUAUAAAUGCGUAUUGUGCUAUUUAUUAAAUAAGUAAACCAAAACACUCAACGAGUUUGAUUGAAGAUAGUGUAAAAAAAAUAAAUACGUAAAAUAGAAAAUUUUCUACACGGCAGUAUAAAACAAUUCCAAAAUGAAGUAAUUGCUAAAAACAAAAUGCAAACUUUUGUACGGAAAAUUACUCCUUGAUGAAAAUUGAAAAUAUUUACUAGGUCACGGUUUAUAGACAGUUAUAUUGUAAAAAAUUUGUAAAAAAUGGAAAGUAAUUUGCGUUUUAUAGUUAUUACUGAAAAAUGUUACGCAGAGUAUUGUGAAAACAGAAAAGUGAAUUAUUUCUAUGAAAUGAAAUUCGAAUAUGGACCAGGAAUGUCUCGCUUUUUCUCAGCUGCAAAACGAAACGUAAAAUUGACAAUACGGACCCUAUGAUAAAAAUCUAUUUAGUUAUAUAAACAAAUUUUUGCUUCAAUGUCAAUUAUUAAUAUAGGCAUCGUAUUUCUUUUUUUAUAAUCUCAAACAGGAAUUUUAUUUCCUUCUAGAAAAUAUGUAAAUCUAUCCAAAAAGUAAUUGUCAAUUAUUUUCUAUUUAUUCGCAAAUGAAUUUUUAAAAAAAGAAAUCAACUAAAGAGAAACACCUCUCGAGAAAUUCCACAAGAAGCCUCAGGUGACAGAAAAAUAGUCUGAAUAAUAAAAAUUGAAAAUAAAAUAAAAUGUUUAAAUAAAAAAUCGAAUUUCAUUUCUUCAAGUUGUACUUUUUCUAUAUUAUAUUCCAUUGCUGUCUCUGGGGAAUGUUUAUUCUUGAAAAACAAACAAGCGAGGCGAAGGGAAUCUCACAAAGGCAUAAACCAAGCGAGAAUAUUACUGAAAUCGUAGCAUAGUAAAAUGAAAGAAAAAUCUUUCAUCGCUUUUGUAUAUAAUGUACCUUUAGGCGUCAAUCUAGAGUGUAUAGAGAACAAAAGCUAAAUCAAUUGUAUUAUAUGAAAUGAAUUUGAAGAAAUUGCUGAAAAAUCAUGGUUAACGAAUAAUAACAAUAAAUAUCACGUUAUAUUGUA
Molecule: messenger RNA, 2934 nt
Organism: Leptopilina heterotoma
Lineage: Eukaryota; Metazoa; Arthropoda; Insecta; Hymenoptera; Figitidae
Gene: CARPA
Product: carbonic anhydrase-related protein 10
Exons: 10
Coding region: 682-1656 (324 amino acids)
Molecular function (GO): zinc ion binding; carbonate dehydratase activity
Source: RefSeq, a predicted model, not a curated record